This is a messenger RNA of Striga hermonthica, 1266 nucleotides long. NCBI's taxonomy places the organism in Eukaryota, Viridiplantae, Streptophyta, Magnoliopsida, Lamiales, Orobanchaceae. The record is from the annotation of a GenBank genome assembly.
AUGGUUUAUCAAUUUUACAGCCUCGGAGAUAAGAGAGUCGUCAGCCUCAAAAAAAGGCCACAACAAGGCGACGGUGACGAAUUUUGGCCGGACAAUAAUUGUGUCGUCGUGGGCUCUUCACGUGGCUGGGUGGUUUGGUUCGAUAGCCUCAGCCGGUGCCUAUUCCUCUCCAAUCCCCUCACGCAUCGUCACCUCAAAUUGUCGACGCCUGCCCUGCAGCCUGAUCAUCACAAUAUUCCCACCAAUUCGGAUGACACAAGAGGCGGAAUAACCAGCAUCAUGAUCUCCAGCCCCAACCCGGACACCGAUCCAGAGUGUCGUGCCGUGAUUAUCUACGGCCCGCAGAAUAAAUUGGCCUUCUGUUGCCCCGGGACCGCCGCCGAGUGGACCCCACUCGGCCAGCGUACCGGUUACGCAUCGUGCGUCUACUCAACUUCACAAAAGCUCUUCUUCUGCUGCUUCACAGAUAAACCAGAUGAAGAAAGUACAGGUGGUACUCUGCUGGAGGCUUGGGAUCUCCAGGACCCGCUCUCUCCAAGGAUGAUCCCGAUGGCCGUGUCGGUAGAUAAGGACAACUAUCCGGUGGCCUCUGGUUCGGAGUCGGAACGUAAGCGACUCUGCAAGAGCUACCGGUUCCUUGUUGUGGCCGAGCAAUCGGACGAGCUUUUCCACGUGAGGCGGUUUGUGGAGCAUAAGAACGAUGACGACCAUACAGCUCCAUACACGACGGUCGGUUUUGACGUUCACAAAUACGUGCCCGAGACGGGAUCGCUCGAGUACAUGGAGCAUUGCCUGCAGGAGCAGGCAUUGUUUGUGGGCAGCAGCAAUGGGUUUGCUCUCCCAGCUGAAGACUACCCGGACGAUCUGGAACGGUGCUGCGUGUACUACACGGCCCCACCACAGUGGGUCGGAGGAGGCUACGACGUUGGCUUCUUCCACUGCGCGACCAAGACUCUACAUCCAUGCUUCUAUCCAUGUGAUGUCCAGAUGAUGGAGAAGGUGACCAACCCGCCCAUAUGGUUUAGCCCGACUCCGCUGGUUCGAUUCCCGUUUCUUAUUAGGAAGGAAGGGGGCGCCCUCGGCUACAACAUUGACCCGUCGUCUCCUUCGGGGCAGCCACCCACCCGAGAUGAGAGGGAGAAUGCGAGACAAAGAAAGGAAGCAUCGCGGGGUACAUAUAGAUGCGUUUAUUGCGGCUUCAAGUGUGACAGCAAAACCCACAACGGGUAUCAUAGUUUCAGUUACCACGCGUGUACGUGGCUUUGA